CAUCACUCUCUCUUUUGCCCCCGCCGGAAAUCUAGUCUCUUCUCUCUGCUUUUGCUGGUUACAUGGUCAGUCUUCUAUCUGGCAACCUUCGUGAGUGACUUAAACAAACGCGCGCAUCAUUUACAUUGGGAAAAUCGUACGCGGCGGCGGCGGUGGUACGACCCAACCUCUCUUUCGGAAAUACUUUCAAAACACAAUCAAAAACGAUACUAAUGAAACACCGUGCGAUAAUCCUUCCGUGAGUGAAGUUUUUACCAAAAAAAACAACAACAAAUAUACAAAAAGAAAUAUAUAUAUAAAAAGGGAAUUCGUGCAAUGCUGGAUUUACUAGGUAUUACCAGAAUCGAAACAACAACGUUGAACACGUUAUGGUGCGCUCGAAAAAUGCAGACACCUUGUUGGACGGAUCUUGUUGGCGGACAGAUCGAGAUAUUGGAAUUCGCGCAUUAACAGUGAUUUAGUGCACCAUGAAGCCGAUAAGUUUCGAGAAUUUGAAGCGCCUGAUGGGCGGUGGUAGGAAGAAAAAGGAUAAGGAAUCGUCGUUCAAGAGGAGCGAGUCCUUUAAACGAAUUUCGAUUAGGAAGAGUUAUCUGGAUCGAGGGAAGAAGAGGCAUCUCCAUAAGUUGGAGGUGGCGACGCAGACGGUCGUUGAAGAGACGGCUGCGGCUUCGGUUUCAGAGAAAGUGGAUAGUUCCGUGCAAGUUGAGCUUCAGGCUUCGAGCAGCAUUGAAUCGAACGAGAAGCGCGAAGGACCCGGACAAAGUGUGAUAGCUUAUGGUCAGUGGUUGAAAUGCAUCAAGAAGGAGGAUCCAACGAAUAAUGGGAAGUCUACUAAAGGAGCAGAGCGUACUAUUAUCUAUGUACCUGCUUCGGACGAAAUCAAAGCACCUCUCAUUAGGAAGCUCUCUUCUUCUCCUACGUCCCGUAAAAAGUCGCUGAACUUGGAUAAAUCGUCCCCGAAUUUACAGAGGCAGGAGAGCAACGAUUCAGCGCUGGAAAUGUUUCCGUGGGGCGAUUCCACCGAAGUCCGGAAGUCGCCCAUAAUCCGGCGAAGAACGAAAACUCCACCGCUGAUGCCGGAUUCCGGGAACGAAGAGCUUUGCUCGCUGUCCAUAAGUUUAGGUAGGAUCUGGAUGGACGCUCCUCAAGUCAUGGCUCCUCGCAGCUUGGAGAUGCCGAGGACGUCGCAGUCCGCAGUUCACGCUCACAACUCCCUCGAUAGCGCUCUGAAAGAUUUACGAGACGACCCGAUAGUGAUGAACCGCCUCCAAAAGCGAACUGUCCUCCCCAUCGGAAGAACGUUAUCAUCCACCAGCAACACCACCGCAUCCACCGGACUCUUCUCCAGCAAAGAUUCCGGAUUCUCCUUCAGCAUACCCAAAUUAAGUGACGAUAGUCUCAUGUCCCGAAGACUCUUCCGCAAGAAACGCACGAAGCCCAAAUUAUCAGUAAGUCGCGACAAUUACUUCAAGAGAACGUCAGAAGCGAGUUCCAUACGCAGACACAGCAGUCGCAAAAAGAAAACGCGAAACUCUUUAAGAAAACCCACUAAGGGCGAAACGUACCAAAUCACCGGAAGACCCUACAACAGAUCUCUGAAAUCUCUCAAGAUGGACCCCAUGAUCUUCGUUCCACCCGAGAAGCGAAAGCCUACAGAUAAAAAACGGAAAUGCUUCAAGAUCCAUGAAAUAAGGAACCUCACGCCCUGCAUCGAUACCAUUUACUCGAAGAAGUACGCUGACAGCGAUGACGGUUUAUACGAGAGCUUGAUCGGCGACGCGGAAGAACUGCAAGUAGUCGAUCGAAUUUCGCGAAUGCAUCUCCGCAAAAAAGAGGAGGAUCAUUUGGGAGGAAGCGAUGCGUUUCCCGGAAACGAGGCCCAACUGUCCGACGAAUCGAGCAACUCCGAAAUUGAUUCUUCCGCUGCGAGCGACGAUGAUUACUAUUACAGUUCCUCGUCGAUAAGCGAUGGUGGUUGCCCUCCCGUAGGAGUAUCCUCUUCUGCUGCUCCCAGGAGACGCCCGGUCCGUAGACGCAGGUCGGAACUUUCGCGCAAACGAAGCAUAACAUAUGUUGCGAAGCCGACGAUAUUGCGAGUGCCAUCCACACUCAGACGACCUCAUAAAAAAGUUGGUGAGUAG
Molecule: messenger RNA, 2141 nt
Organism: Nicrophorus vespilloides
Lineage: Eukaryota; Metazoa; Arthropoda; Insecta; Coleoptera; Silphidae
Exons: 2
Coding region: 468-2141 (557 amino acids)
Source: RefSeq, a predicted model, not a curated record